CCUCCUCCUCCUCCUCCUCCUCCUCCGCGUCCCAGUCCAUCUCCGGCCAGGCACCGUGAGCCCCAGGUCGGGCGGCAGCCGCAGCCUCUCCUGCACCAGUCUGCGCUAAGAGGUCACGUUGCGGCACCCGGGUCUCCACAGAGACUGACCAGUGAAUCAAAGGCUGAGUGGAUCCAGCUGGCCUCCUACCUGUCUCCAUCUGGUUGGUGAAAGGAUAAGGAAAGACAAAGAGUGUGGGGAGAGGUUUGGGAGAUUCUCUAGAGGGGAUCCCCAGUUACUUCGUGGGACCCAAGACUUGUCUCUUGCACCAGUGAGGAUGUGACCACAGGUGUCCACUGAGUAGAACAGACAAUAGACAGUGCUGUAGAAGGGGGAGAGCCAUCCUGUAGGCUGUGCUGACCAGGAAAGAAGGUUACUUCUGAGUUGGGCCUUGAAGGAAGCAGGCACAGAGAAGGACACCCAAGUGGAGAAGAUAUGGGACUGCAGUUAAGAUGAUACUGAAGACAACCUAGGACAAUGCCACUGGUCAAGAGGAACAUUGAACCCAGGCACUUGUGCCGAGGUGCCCUGCCCGAUGGCGUCACCAGCGAGCUGGAAUGUGUCACCAACAGCACCCUAGCUGCCAUCAUCAAGCAGCUGGGCAGCCUCAGCAGACAUGCAGAGGACAUCUUUGGGGAACUUUUCAAUGAAGCCAACAGUUUCUACAUGCGAAUGAACUCGCUGCAGGAGAGGGUGGACCUCUUGGUGAUUAAGGUCACACAGUUGGACUCCACCGUGGAAGAAGUGUCCCUGCAGGAUAUCAACAUGAGGAAGGCUUUCCGGAGCUCCACAAUCCAGAAUCAGCAGGUGGUAUCACGUAACUCCAUCCCCAACCCUGUGAUGGAGAUGUACCAGCGGUGUGACAAGCCCCCGCCUCUCAACAUCCUCACGGCCUACAGAGAUGACAAGAAAGAUGGCCUUAAAUUCUAUACUGACCCAUCAUAUUUCUUCAACUUGUGGAAAGAGAAAAUGCUUCAGGCCACUGAGGAUAAGAGGAAGGAGAAACGAAGGCAGAAGGAACAGCGACUGGUGGAGGACUCCACCAGGGAGGUGAAGAAAGUGCGAAAGGCACGGAAUCGGCGGAUGGAGUGGAGCAUGAUGGCAUAUGACAAAGAGUUCCGACCCGACAACAGGUUCUCACCAUCUCUUCCGUAUCACAUGGCCUCCUCGGAAGGAUCGCUCUCUCCAGAUAAUAGGUCUUAUGCAUCAGACAUCGGUGAUCACUCCUACCCAGCCAGCCCCAACCAUCCAGCCCAGCAGGUGUUGGCACCCACUCCUCAUCUGCCCAUGGAACACAAGGAGAUCAUCCUGGCCCCCAGCCAGCUCCCGGAGCUGACCUACCGGCCCACAGCCCCAGGCAGUCGGCAGAACAGCCUUGGCCGAGUCCAACAGCCUAAUGUGCCGCAGCCUCCAGAUCCGAUACUGAAUGGCCCCAGGCCUCAGCUGAUGAAGGACUAUGGGUCCCAGCCAGUGCCCAUGGCCGAUUUCUUUGUACCACCUGCCCCACCACCCCCACCUCCAGUGAUCCCCUCGGCCCAGACGGCUUUCGACAGCCCCAUCUCUGCCCCGCCUGCUCUUGCACCUGCCGCCACUGCCACCCUGGCCCAUCCUGCCUACACACCCUCCCCACCCCCAGCCCCACCCUGCCCAUACUCUGUAUCUCCCCCGCAGACUGGCCCCAUGGGCCCUCCUGCAGCUCCUCCUCCACCCCCGCCUGGCCCCCCAAUGGCCACGGCCUCCCCGGCCCACUCAGCCUCCCCGGGUGCUGUACUAUCUGAACCACGGAAACCUCAGAUCCCGUUGAUACCGAUGAGUGAUGCCAGAAGUGAUCUUCUUGCUGCCAUUCGGAGGGGUAUCCAGCUGCGGAAGGUGCAGGAGCAAUGGGAACAGGAGGCCAAGAAGGAGCCCGUGGGCAAUGACGUGGCCACCAUUCUCUCCCGGCGCAUUGCAGUGGAGUACAGCGAGUCGGAUGAUGACUCCGAGCUGGAUGAGAAUGAGUGGUCAGACUAAGGGGACGCUGGGCCGGGCCGGGCUGGGCCGAGCCACGCCAGGCGGGCCACUGAGCGUUCUAGUGCGGCU
This is a messenger RNA of Phascolarctos cinereus (koala), 2118 nucleotides long. RefSeq names its product actin-binding protein WASF3-like. Gene Ontology annotation, biological process: actin cytoskeleton organization; positive regulation of Arp2/3 complex-mediated actin nucleation. Gene Ontology annotation, molecular function: Arp2/3 complex binding; protein kinase A regulatory subunit binding; actin binding. The record is from RefSeq and is a predicted model, not a curated record. Lineage: Eukaryota; Metazoa; Chordata; Mammalia; Diprotodontia; Phascolarctidae. Gene Ontology annotation, cellular component: cytoskeleton; lamellipodium; SCAR complex.